AUGGUGGGCUAUAUCAUGGCAUCUAUAUCCAAUGUUUUGCAGCAUCAGUAUGAAAGCUUUGACAAAGCUUCAGAGAUCAUUAACGGUCUCAAGGAAAUGUUUUCUGAACAUAGUCGUCCCGCCAAAACGGAGGCAACUAGAAAGCUAAUGAACACUAAGAUGCAAGAAGGAACUUCAGUUGGUGAGCACGUCAUUCUCAUGAUGUCUCUGUUUAACGAACUGGAAACCCUGGGAUCAACUAUCAAUGCUGAUAUGAAAGUUGACACUGUUCUCAAUUCCCUUCCCAGUUCGUUUGCACAUUUCAAGUUGAAUGUCAACAUGAAUAAGAUGGUCUUAACUCUUCCUGAGUUACUUAACCAAUUACAAACUGUGGAAGGAAUUUUGGACAACAAAAAGGCAGCUGGAAGUGUUCACUUACCGGAGGAUUCUAAGCAUAAACCCAAACGAAAGAUCCAGAGGAAAAAUAUUCAGUUAGAGGAUGUGAUGGGUACUACCCACUCUUGGCAUGGGUUAAUACUGCUCAAUGAGUUUUGGGAGUAUGAAGACAAAACUGAUGGUGAUGAUUAG
This is a messenger RNA of Papaver somniferum (opium poppy), 567 nucleotides long. RefSeq lists its product as uncharacterized. The record is from RefSeq and is a predicted model, not a curated record. The transcript has 3 exons. Bases 1 to 567 code for a protein of 188 amino acids. NCBI's taxonomy places the organism in Eukaryota, Viridiplantae, Streptophyta, Magnoliopsida, Ranunculales, Papaveraceae.